Mercenaria mercenaria is the source of this 1403-nucleotide messenger RNA. RefSeq lists its product as uncharacterized. Bases 143 to 1183 code for a protein of 346 amino acids. Lineage: Eukaryota; Metazoa; Mollusca; Bivalvia; Venerida; Veneridae. Gene Ontology annotation, cellular component: cytosol. Gene Ontology annotation, molecular function: L-galactose dehydrogenase activity. The record is from RefSeq and is a predicted model, not a curated record. The transcript is spliced from 9 exons.
ACAUGAAAGGCUUAAAGCACGUCUAAUUAUCAUUAUCAUCUCGCCGAUAACAUCAGACAGUUUUUCUCUGAAGGCCACAACAUUAACGUGACCUGUUAAGAGUGUGGAUAUCUUCUAAACUUGCAAAGUUAGAUUUUGACAGAUGGAUCAAAAGACGCAUGUAUCUGGUUUCCAUGACGACGCAGCGGUUGCUAAGAUGACUUAUCACCAGCUUGGUAACACAGGGAUGUCAGUAUCGGCUCUUAGUUUAGGUGCUUCUUCCUUUGGCAGUGUUUUCCGCGAUACAGACGACGCAGAAAGUUUGCAGGUGCUCGAGCUUGCCGUGCGGAGCGGGAUCAACUUAAUAGACACCGCCCCAUGGUACGGGCACGGGAAAUCGGAGACCGUGCUCGGCAAAGGUCUAGCAAAUAUCCCGAGGUCGAGUUACUAUCUCACAACAAAAGUUGGCCGAUAUCUUCCGAACCCGUCGGAAAUGUUCGACUUCCGGGCAGAAAGAGUUAUACGUAGUGUGGAUGAAAGUUUACAGAGGCUAGGACUGGAAUAUGUAGACGUUAUCCAGGUCCACGAUAUGGAGUUUGCGCCUAGCCUUGACGUAAUUAUCAAUGAGACAUUGCCAGCGCUGCAAAAAGUCAAGGAGGCCGGGAAAGCGAAGUUUAUCGGCAUAACUGGAUAUCCGCUGGAAAAUUUCAAAACAGUUUUAACACGAAGUCAGGUAAAGAUAGACACAAUUUUAACAUAUUGUCGGGGCUGUAUGAAUGAUAAUGCACUCCAAGGAUAUAUGCCAUUCUUCAAAGAACAAGGGGUGGGGGUGAUUAAUGCUUCAGCUAUCAGUAUGGGUCUACUUUCUAACAGAGGCGCCCCGGCAUGGCAUCCGGCACAGCAAAAUAUAAAAGAUGUCUGUAAGAAUGCAGCCUCAUAUUGCCAGGAAAGAGACGUUGAUAUAUCUAGGCUUGCUCUUAAAUUCACAGUAAGCCAACCUGGUAUUGCUACGACUCUAGUCAGCACAGCCAGUUUAGCAAACAUGCGGAAGAAUCUUGAUUCUAUGGCAACGCCACUGACACCAAAAGAACAGACCGUUUUAGAAGAGGUUAUGGACAAGUAUAUGAAGCCCUUGGACAACCAGAAUUGGGAAGGCAUAGAAGUUAGCCGAUAUUGGGAACAGAUUAACGAAGCCAAAUAUUAGCAUUGUCACUUUGUUUAGCCGAUUUACUAGGAGAUUUAAAACUCACGCAUUUUUUUUACAAAGCGUCCUGCUUCCUUAAAGGUCUAUUAUAUGUUCUUUGACAUAACUUGGAAAGAAUUAUAUCAACUUGUGUUACAAUAGAAGGGGGUACUUGCAUCUUUUUACUUCUUAAACAGUUGUAAUACCGUGAGUGUUCUUUCAUUAAAAGUUGCAAAAGAAA